Molecule: messenger RNA, 405 nt
Organism: Pleurotus ostreatus (oyster mushroom)
Lineage: Eukaryota; Fungi; Basidiomycota; Agaricomycetes; Agaricales; Pleurotaceae
Exons: 5
Coding region: 1-405 (134 amino acids)
Source: RefSeq, a predicted model, not a curated record
AUGCCAGUGCCUUUGAGCCGGUCGGCCGCGGGGAAUGUUGCAAUCGUAGUAAGUCCCAAGCGCAUGCCAAAUGCGACUGAGUUCACGAAGACGCCCUGCGGCCUGAGUCAGCAAUUGCCCUCGGAGGCAUUGCGAUUGGCAGAAGCGAUUGGAGGAGCACAGGAGGAAAAGGCUCAAAUCAAGGCCGAAAAGCGACAUCAAGAAUCUCGCCCAAAUCGUACUCGCCGUGUACAAGCAUCUACAGCUAAAGUGAAGCUAAAAGAAACCAAGGCACUAAUAGCUGCAAGACAGGCUCAGAUCAAGAAGCACAAAGCGAAACAACGCAAACAAGCUAAAGACGGGGCUCUGUCAGAGAUUGCUCCACCAACAACGCCGUCCACAAAGAAAAAAGUAUCAUUUGCCUGA